ACGUCGACAAGAAAAAGAUGAAUGGUUUGAGCUUCAGUGAGCUUUGCUGUUUGUUUUGUUGCCCUCCGUGCCCGGGGCGGAUCGCAUCGAAGUUGGCCUUUCUGCCGCCUGAAGCAAGCUACGACUUGAAACCAGAAGCGGACAGCACGAACAGCAAGUUUACUCUGACGCUACAUGAUAAGGCCGACUGGCAGUAUACUGACCGCGAAAAGGAAUGUUUCGAAGUGUUCUACGCACGGUCCUCGCGAGGCAACCGAAUCGCCUGUCUAUUCGUCAAAUGUAGUGCUAACGCACGAUUCACACUACUUUUUUCUCACGGCAAUGCGGUCGAUCUCGGGCAGAUGACAACGUUUUUCAUCGGACUAGGCCAGCGGAUCAAUUGCAACAUCUUUAGCUACGAUUAUUCCGGAUACGGGCAAAGCUCCGGUAAGCCGACCGAGAAAAAUCUCUAUGCGGACAUUGAUGCAGCAUGGCACGCGCUGCGAACGCGGUACGGCAUCAGCCCGGAAAAUAUCAUACUGUACGGACAAAGCAUAGGAACGGUACCGACGGUGGAUUUAGCUAGCCGGUAUGAGGUCGGUGCUGUCAUUCUCCAUUCGCCCCUGAUGUCGGGCAUGCGGGUUGCCUUUCCUGCCACCAAGCGCACAUGGUUUUUCGACGCAUUUCCCAGUAUUGACAAAGUGCCGAAAGUGACUUCACCCGUAUUGGUAAUACAUGGCACAGAGGAUGAGGUGAUUGAUUUUUCCCACGGCAUGACAAUCUACGAAAAGUGUCCCCGCGCAGUUGAACCACUGUGGGUGGAGGGUGCAGGCCACAACGAUGUGGAAAUGUACAGCCAAUACUUGGAGCGGCUGAAACAGUUCGUGUCGGUUGAGCUGGUUAACUGACAAAAGGUGAACAAACGCUCCAGCGGCAACAGCAGUGGCAAGCGUACCAAAGGUGAUGGCGAUGGUAGGAAAGGAGACAAGGGGAACGAGGAGGACGAUAAUGAAGACGAUGAGGAUGAAGAUUUAAAUACGGAUGAUGAAAUAUUGAACGCAUCAAUUACGCUAAGCUCUAACUCUACGAAUGAAGCGUCGGCAAUAGAAAAGCUACUCUAGCAUCCGGAGCCCGGCGGAGGGAGUGGAUUCGAUUUUGCCUCCUCCGUCCCGGUUCCACCCACCGUCAGUCUAUCGCUGGCCCGUUCCGACGGUGACGGUAGAGAUAUGGCGGAGGAACAGC
Messenger RNA from Anopheles maculipalpis, 1221 nucleotides. Its product is annotated as alpha/beta hydrolase domain-containing protein 17B-like. Gene Ontology annotation, molecular function: palmitoyl-(protein) hydrolase activity. Lineage: Eukaryota; Metazoa; Arthropoda; Insecta; Diptera; Culicidae. Bases 18 to 887 code for a protein of 289 amino acids. The record is from RefSeq and is a predicted model, not a curated record. The transcript is spliced from 4 exons. Gene Ontology annotation, cellular component: endosome membrane; plasma membrane. Gene Ontology annotation, biological process: protein depalmitoylation.